AAUUUAUGAAUAAAUCAAGUGCUUACAUGGGAGAGGGAGGCUUAACAAAGAAAGAAAAAAACACUAAACAGAGAAGAAGAAGAAGAAGCGGAAAAAUAAACCAAUUGUUAAUAGUUAGUUCCGGAGCAAAAACCAUGUAGUACCAGCGUGCGUAUAUCGAACUCAAUUGAAAUACCCCUUUCCUCUUUUCCCUCCCAGUUUUCAGUUGCGACGGAAAUAUGUCACUCACACGCUCCGCAAUCCACCGCUUCCGUUACAUCAUCUACCACACUAUCUCACCUCCACUUACUAAUCAUACCUUUCAAUCUCAACUCCACCGCUCCUUUCUCUCUCAUCCCAUUCCUAAACCCUUCCAUUUCCACUCUUCUUCUUACUCCUCCUCCUCCUCAUCUUCUUGUUCCACCUUUGUCCGCGGUGGUGCCGAUGACGAUUAUCCCACCGGUGACUUUGAUUUUAAGCCGGUCACCGGCUUCAACAAAUUUUUAGUCAAGCUCAAAAUGCUAAUAGCAUUGCCAUGGGAGCGUGUUCAACACGGCAGCGUCUUGAAAAUCAUUUUGCGAGGCCAGAUAUCUGAUCAACUGAAUAAUAGAUUCUCGAAGAAGGGGUUAUCUCUUCCCCAAAUUUGCGAUAAUUUGUUGAAAGCAGCUUAUGAUCCUCGUAUUUCUGGUGUGUAUCUUCAAAUUGACAAUUUAAAUUGCGGUUGGGCUAAACUCGAUGAAAUUCGAAGACAGAUCUUAAAUUUCAGAAAAUCAGGAAAAUUUGUUGUGGCUUAUGUCCCUUCAUGUCGAGAAAAAGAAUAUUACAUUGCUUGCGCAUGUGAAGAAAUAUAUGCCCCUCCAAGUGCUUAUUUUUCUUUGUUUGGAUUCAGUGUUCAAGCGGCAUUUGUCAAAGGUGUUUUUGACAACCUUGGAAUUGAACCAAACGUUGAAAAAUUUGGCAAAUAUAAAAGUGCAGGAGAUCAACUAACCCGUAAAACCAUGUCUGAAGAUCACCGUGAGAUGCUGACUGCAUUACUGGAUAAUAUCUAUUCAAAUUGGCUGGAUAAAGUAUCUUCCGCUAGAGGUAAAGAAAGAACAGAUAUUGAGAACUUCAUAAAUGAAGGUGUCUAUCAAGUAGACAGACUGAAAGAAGAGGGUUUCAUAACAAGCAUACUCUAUGAUGAUGAGGUUAUCACUAAGUUGAAGGAGAGACUUCAGGUGAAAACAGUAAAAAAACUGCCUGUGGUUGAUUUCAGAAAAUACUCUGGAGUUAGAAAAUGGACUGUUGGAAUAUCAGGUGGUAAAGAUCUGAUAGCUGUCAUCCGAGCCUCAGGGACCAUCCGUCGUACUGAGGGUCCAUUUAGUGCCCCUAGCAAAGGUGUUAUUGGAGAGAAGUUCAUUGAGAAGAUCCGUAGGGUCAGAGAGUCAAAUAAAUUCAAGGCUGCUAUUAUCCGAAUUGACAGUCCAGGAGGUGAUGCUCUUGCUUCUGAUUUAAUGUGGAGAGAAAUCAGGCUUCUGGCUGCCAAAAAACCAGUCAUUGCUUCAAUGUCUGAUGUGGCAGCAAGUGGAGGAUACUACAUGGCAAUGGGAGCAGGAGCUAUUGUUGCAGAAAGUCUAACCUUAACUGGUUCAAUUGGAGUGGUCACAGGAAAAUUUAGCCUUGGGAAACUUUAUGAGAAGAUUGGUUUCAACAAAGAAAUUAUAUCAAGGGGUAAAUAUGCCGAGCUCCUUGCAGCUGAACAACGUUCCUUUAGGCCACAUGAAGCAGAGCUAUUUGCCAAGUCUGCACAGAAUUUUUAUAAACAAUUUCGUGAUAAGGCGGCUUUUUCCAGAUCAAUGACUGUAGACAAGAUGGAAGAGGUUGCACAAGGGAGGGUUUGGACCGGUAAGGAUGCAGCAUCCCAUGGUUUGGUUGAUGCUAUUGGUGGGCUAUCUCGUGCUAUUGCUAUAGCAAAAUUGAAAGCUAAUAUACCUCAAGACAGACAGGUUACUGUUGUGGAGCUCUCUAGACCUAGUCCUUCUCUACCCGAGAUUUUAAGUGGUCUUGGUAAUUCUCUGGUUGGAGCGGACGAAAGACUUAAGGAACUACUAGAGGACUUGACAUUUUCUGAUGGAGUUCAAGCGCGAAUGGAUGGAAUCAUGUUUCAGAAAUUGGAAGGAAAUCCAUCUGCUAACCCCAUUUUGGCAUUGAUGAAAGAUUACCUCAGUUCUGCUACAUAGAGAGAGGGUGAGAGUUUCUUCAUUGUUGUAUAAUAAUAGAAGAUGUACAUGGAAUAAAGAGAGUGAUUUUCUUCUCUUUAUGUUUUGCAUUGUAUAAUAGCAGAUCUACAUGAAACCCACUGAGAAAUCUAAUUUCUCUAUCUAUUACGUAGUUGGAACCAAUGUUGAAAAAUUUGUAUUCUGAAUGCAAAUCAGAAACGCUCCUCUACACAAAUAUAGUUUUUUACGAGAUACUUAGCUCUUGUUUGGAUUCA
This is a messenger RNA of Medicago truncatula (barrel medic), 2452 nucleotides long. Its product is annotated as serine protease SPPA, chloroplastic. The record is from RefSeq and is a predicted model, not a curated record. The transcript is spliced from 13 exons. Gene Ontology annotation, cellular component: membrane. Gene Ontology annotation, molecular function: peptidase activity. Lineage: Eukaryota; Viridiplantae; Streptophyta; Magnoliopsida; Fabales; Fabaceae. The coding region runs from base 219 to 2198 and encodes 659 amino acids.